Molecule: messenger RNA, 653 nt
Organism: Gambusia affinis (western mosquitofish)
Lineage: Eukaryota; Metazoa; Chordata; Actinopteri; Cyprinodontiformes; Poeciliidae
Gene: msrb1b
Product: methionine sulfoxide reductase B1b
Exons: 4
Molecular function (GO): peptide-methionine (R)-S-oxide reductase activity
Source: RefSeq, a predicted model, not a curated record
CAUACGUAGCAACCAGAAUCUAAGCGAUACAGUCAGGGAGAAGGAACAGAAUCCAGAUUAGGAUUAUCUUUGUGGUUCUGGUCGAGCAACCGAACAUGUCCUUCUGUCGGUUCGGUGGAGAGGAAAUCUACAAGGAUCACUUUAAACCAGGGCUGUACGUCUGCUCCCGCUGUCUCCACCCCCUGUUCUCCAGCCGCUCCAAGUUCCCCCACUCGUCUCCAUGGCCGGCGUUCAGAGACACGCUGAGGGAAGACAGCGUCACCAAGAUGAUGGAGACCCUCACCGCCUUCAAGGUUCUGUGUGGGAAGUGUGGCUCCGGACUGGGCCACCAGUUCCUGAACGACGGUCCAGAAAACGGGACAUCCCGGUUCUGAAUCUUCAGCCACUUUAUCCACUUCAUCCCAAACAAAGGUGAGGAGGAGCGUUAGAGACGCUGGUUCUGCUCAGACCGGGUCGGGUCAGAGGGUGACGUGGACGGGGAAAAGCCUGAGAAGGACGCCCUGCCUGCUGAAGAAUCACGGCCAGCUCAGCCUGUAAAAACUGAACUUAUUCUGUUCCUGCUGGUCAGAAACACUUAAAAACAAAUCACAUGUAUCCAGCAGCUCCAGAUCGGCUUUAAUAAAUUUAUUAAACUUGGAAAUGUAAUAAAAAUG